AUGCCACCACGUGAAGAGUUCCCGACUAAAGGAUUGGAGGGUGCACCAAGUAAUGAUAUAGGUUGGCACUUUGGAACUCCAGUGCCAAAUGCGAGAGGAAGUAUCGUCUGUAAACUUUGUGGUAAAGUUGUGAAAGGAGGAAUAACACGAUUUAAAGAGCACAUUGCUCAUAAAACCAGCAAUGUUGCACCAUGCCCUAAUGUUACUGGUGUCAUUAGAGAAAGUAUGAUGAAUGUACUAAAAGAAAGCAACACAAAGAAAAUAGACAAAAAGAGGAGAAAAGAUAAAUUCUUAUCUCAAUUAACAGAAGAGGAGGAUGAGCACGAGGGAUUCAUUGAUGAGGUUUCUGCUAUAAGGCAAGCAACUCGAGAAAGUAUCCAAUCACAACACGAGUGGCAUAGAAGGGAAGAAUUCAGACGAAGUACUGGUGGUUGGGAUAACAUUUAUGAAGAAGGGCGAUCUUCUCAUGGAUCAGUUAGAGAACAUAAUAGAGAAAGAACAAGUAAAUCUAUUCCAGGUGAGUCUGAGUUUACCUUAAGGGGAGUUAUACCUAAAUUGGUUAAAAGCAAAAGUUCAAAGCAACCAAAGGUCAAUGACUCUUUUUUAAAGAGUUUUCGAAGGAAGAUAGGUGAAGCGGUAUCUAAAUUUAUAAUAUAUGAAAGACUUCCUUUUCAAUUAGCAAGCUCUCCAUGGUUGUAUAACUUAAUUCAAGUGGCAACAGAAGUUGGACAAGGUAUAAAGCUCCCAACACCUUAUGAGGUUUCAGAUGUGUAUUUGGAGUCAGAGUAUCAACGAGUUCAUGAUUGGGUAAAUGUACUAAAGACUCAUUGGAAAGAAUUGGGUGCAAUUCUAAUGUGUGAUGGUUGGACCAACAGUUUGAAUCAAAUGCACAUCAUUAAUUUUCUUGUUUAUUGCAGUAAAGGAACCAUUUUUUGGAAAUCGGUAGAUGUCUCAAGUGUCCGUAGUAGAGAUGUUGAAUUCUACUACCGUUUGUUAGAUUCAGUUGUAGAAGAAAUUGGAGAAAAUUACAUUGUCCAAAUAGUGACUGAUAAUGAGGCAGCAAUGAAAGCUGCUGGAAAAAAAUUAAUGUUGAAAAGACAACAUCUAUAUUGGACCUCAUGUGCAACUCACUGUUUAGAUUUAUGCCUUGAAGAUAUUGGGAAAAAGCCUAGUGUAGCAAAAGUGUUAGAUGAGGCAAAAAAAGUGACUUGCUUUAUAUACAAUCACAUUUGGACUGUUGAUUUGAUGAAGAAGUAUACACAAGGGAAACAAAUACUUCGACCCGCUCUUACUCGAUUUGCAACUCAUUUCAUUCAACUUGAAGAGAUAACAAGACAAAAGCAAGGAAUUUAA
This is a messenger RNA of Gossypium raimondii (Peruvian cotton), 1353 nucleotides long. RefSeq lists its product as uncharacterized. Gene Ontology annotation, molecular function: DNA binding. The transcript is spliced from 3 exons. The record is from RefSeq and is a predicted model, not a curated record. NCBI's taxonomy places the organism in Eukaryota, Viridiplantae, Streptophyta, Magnoliopsida, Malvales, Malvaceae. Bases 1 to 1353 code for a protein of 450 amino acids.